AUGAUGAAAGCAGAAGACCAGGAACAAUGGAAGAGAACCUUUUUCUCAGAACUACCUAAAGUGGAACUUCAUGCCCACUUGAAUGGAUCCAUUAGUUGUAAUACCAUGAAGAAAUUAAUAGCUAAGAAACCAGGUCUCAAAAUCCAUGAUCAAAUGACGAUGAUCGAUAAAGGAAAGAAAAGAACUUUAGAAGAAUGUUUCCAGAUGUUUCAGAUUAUUCAUCAGCUUACUACUAGCCCUGAAGAUAUUGUAAUGGUCACAAAAGACGUCAUUAAAGAAUUUGCAGAUGAUGGUGUCAAGUACCUGGAACUAAGGAGCACACCCAGAAAAGACAAUGCUACAGGAAUGACUAAAAAAACUUAUGUGGAAUCUGUACUUGAGGGUAUAAAACAGUCUAAACAAGAAAACUUAGACAUUGAUGUUAGAUAUUUGAUAUCAAUUGACAGAAGAGGUGGGCCUUCAGUGGCCAAGGAGACUGUUAAACUUGCUGAAGAAUUUUUCCUUUCUACUAAAGAUACAGUUAUUGGCCUUGACCUCAGUGGAGAUCCUACAGCAGGACAAGCAAAAGAUUUCUUGGAACCUCUUUUGGAAGCAAAAAAAGCAGGUCUGAAGUUGGCAUUGCAUCUUUCAGAGAUCCCAAACAUCAGGGAAGAAACACAAGUUCUCCUGGAUCUGUUACCUGACAGAAUUGGACAUGGGACAUUUCUCAAUUCCUCUGAGGGAGGAUCCUUGGAUCUAGUAGACUUUGUGAGGAAACACCAGAUACCGCUGGAACUCUGUUUGACCUCAAACAUCAAAAGUCGGACAGUUCCAUCUUAUGACAAGCAUCAUUUCGGAUUCUGGUACAGCAUUGCCCAUCCUUCUGUGAUCUGUACUGAUGAUAAGGGUGUUUUUGCAACACACCUUUCCCAAGAGUACCAGCUGGCAGCUGAACAUUUUAAUUUGACCCCAUCUCAGGUAUGGGAUUUGUCUUAUGAAUCCAUCGACUACAUCUUUGCUUCUGACAGCACCAGGUCUGAACUGAAAAAGAAGUGGAAUCAUCUGAAACCCAAAGUGUUACAUUUUUAA
Pipistrellus nathusii (Nathusius's pipistrelle) is the source of this 1068-nucleotide messenger RNA. The record is from the annotation of a GenBank genome assembly. Lineage: Eukaryota; Metazoa; Chordata; Mammalia; Chiroptera; Vespertilionidae.